AAUUCCAUCUCCUCGUUAAACGAGCACGAUUGAUUACGGAGUAAGGAUAAUUUCGCAAUCUCAGUAAGAUUAUCUUCCCCCCCACCGUCUAACUGGAAAUCGCCCACACGCCGGUCUCGGUCGAUCAAUUAAUUCUAAGCAAAAACCGGGCGCGACAUCCCAAGUCCCGAAGCCUCCAUGGUGAUAAGCUGAUAACCUCGACUCAUCCCCGCAAAGGGAUGAUCGCAACUUGGGAUGAAGUCAUCCUCAGUCUUCUCUCGGGGAUGAUGUUCAACCUCCGUGUCGCUCAUUCCUUGUUCCUGACUUGGUCGGUGGAGCCGCUCGGUCCUAAUUGCCCUAAAAAAGGGACAAGGCCUGCAAGUUUAAUUACGGCGUACCAAGGAAAUUUGGUCCCGUUAACUGCGAGAGAGGGGAACAAAGAAGAAAACGUGGGAAAAGCUCCGAGAAACGCCGCCAUCGGCCUGCAGCGUGACCAAAUUCGCAGGGGAACCGCACUCUGUCGACCUUCCCAAAGGGAAGGCUGGCGCUUCCAUCGCAAAGUGGUGUCCUAUCAAGUACUCCAGAGUUGGCACCAGUGUGCCCCAGAGCAGGAAUUUUCAGUGGCGUCCGAAACUAGCGCGGGUGUCUCUCGUUCUGAUUGCUGACUUGCACCCUGCGAUCAGUCAUCCCUCGGCUUGUGGAGAUGAACUCACGGAGGCCUAAGCUAAAUUACACUAACACGAACGGAUGUCGUACGGAAGCCAAGAAGUCGUUGUGGAUUGUGAGACCUGAAUUGGAUUCAUCCGGUGUCUAAGUCGCUGUCUUACCUGCGUAGUAGAGUCAACUUGUCUAUUUACAGUAACACAUUCA
Aspergillus steynii IBT 23096 is the source of this 849-nucleotide messenger RNA. RefSeq lists its product as uncharacterized. Lineage: Eukaryota; Fungi; Ascomycota; Eurotiomycetes; Eurotiales; Aspergillaceae. The record is from RefSeq and is a predicted model, not a curated record. Bases 219 to 644 code for a protein of 141 amino acids. The transcript has a single exon.